CAGACACAGAGGCCUGUCCCAUGGAUGCCUUAUGAGCCAGGCAGAGGUUGGUUCUAGAAGUUCAUGGACUGCAGACCUCUCCAUGCCCCACUGAAAACCUGCUGAAGCAGAUACCAAAAACCUCACAGGUCAGCCUCUGUUGCGCUCAGAACUCCACUGUUGGGACAGGCUGAGGGACUCUCGCACCCCACAGGAACUGGCAUUAAGGGACACUGUAAGACCUGCCUCUGAAGGAUUCUUGUGAGCUUUAAGAUCCCAACUCAGCAGGGUCUGAAUGCUGAGGAAAUAAUCAGAUGAUCAAUGAAGGCAACUAAGUUUGGAAUAAGGGCCAUAGAGGUUGCUGGCUGUGCUCUCUGUCUCCUAAAAAAACCACAGAGCCCCCAGGUGUCCCAGUGCAUAUUGCAACAUACUGUCAUCAAGAGCGAGGACUUCCAUUUGAAACAAAGGAGGCAGUGAGAAGUAAAAAGGAGGACAGGGAGGUGAACAAGAAGAAAGAACACAUGAGGAGGAUCCAACAGAAAAAUUCAGGUGGGUGGCGCCUGAUACAUUCUUUCACCUGGUACUACCAUGGAGCUGGGAGAAGCCUUGACUGUCUUUCUGGAACUCUGUUUGUCUUGCCUGAUCAUCCUCUUUGCCUGGAAACGAAUCAACAAGGGGGGAAAGCUGCCCCCAGGUCCCACACCAAUACCUUUCCUGGGGAACCUGCUACAAGUUCGCUGUGAUGCCACAUUUCAGUCUUUCAUGAAGCUCAGGGAAAAAUAUGGCCCCGUUUUCACUGUGUACAUGGGAACCCGGCCAGUAGUUGUGUUAUGUGGACAUAAAGCAGUGAAGGAAGCUCUGGUAGACCAAGGAGAAGAGUUCAGUGGCCAUAGAACUCUGGCUUCACUAGAGCGAAACUUCCAAGGUCAUGGUGUAGCUAUGGCCAAUGGAGAUAGAUGGAAGAUUCUCAGACGCUUCUCUCUGACCAUCCUUCGAGACUUUGGGAUGGGUAAGCGGAGCAUUGAGGAGAGGAUCCAGGAAGAGGCCGGCUACCUACUGGAGGAAUUGCGGAAGACCAAGGGUGUCCCCAUUGAACUCACCUUCUUCCUGAGCCGCAGUGUCUCCAACGUCAUCAGUUCUGUGAUCUUUGGAAGUCGCUUCGACUAUGAGGAUAAACAGUUCCUGCACCUGCUGCAGAUGAUCAACAAGAGUUUCUUUGAGCUGAGCACGCCCUGGGCACAGCUAUGCAACAUGUAUCCUGGAAUCAUGCAAUAUUUGCCAGGAAGACAUAAUCGCAUCUAUUACUUCAUAGAGGAGCUCAAGGAUUUCAUUGCUUCUAAGGUCAAGAUCAACGAAGCAUCCCUUGACCCCCAAAACCCACGGGACUUCAUUGACUGUUUCCUCAUCAAGAUGCAACAGGAUCAAAACAAUCCCCACACAGAAUUCAACCACAAGAACUUGGUCCUCACCACUCUGAACCUCUUCUUUGCUGGCACAGAGACUGUGAGCUCCACCCUGCGCUAUGGAUUCUUGCUUCUGAUGAAGCAUCCUGAGGUGGAAGCCAAGAUCCAUGAAGAGAUUGACCAGGUAAUCGGACCACAGCGGAUCCCAAGUGUCAAUGACCGGGUCAAGAUGCCCUACACAGACGCCGUGAUCCAUGAGAUACAGAGGCUGUUAGACAUUGCACCCAUGAGUGUCCCCCACAGAGUCAUCCAGGACACCCAUUUCCGAGGCUACUUUCUGCCCAAGGGCACAGACGUAUUUCCUCUGCUUGGCUCAGUCCUCAAAGACCCCAAAUACUUCCGUUACCCAGACGCCUUCUAUCCCCAACACUUCCUGGACGAGCAGGGCUGCUUCAAGAAGAGUGAAGCCUUUGUGGCCUUUUCCUCUGGAAAGCGCACAUGUCUGGGCGAGGCCUUGGCACGCAUGGAACUCUUCCUUUACUUCACCUCCGUCCUACAGAACUUCUCUCUACGCCCCCUAGUGCCGCCUGCUGAUAUUGACAUCACUAGCAAGAACUCUGGCUUUGUCAACGUCCCCCCAACCUAUGAGCUGUGCCUCGUGGCUCGCGAGCGCCCUCUACUGGGCGAGAAAUGAACAGCAAAGAACAGAGCUUCGCUCUCACGACGUGAACCCAUCCUCUUCAUCUUGCUCCUUCCCACAACAUCCCUACAAGACGGCACCAUUUUUCCUGUCAUGGCUUCACAAUCAGCUAGAGUCAUCUGAAACUAUACAGUAGUAUAUCCUCUACAUGCAGAAGAAAAGCAAUGCCCUGUCCAAGAUUUCCACUUAAGCCAGCAACUUUGAUGCUGACUUCAUCACGUCUGCCUAAGUUUCCAUCUGCAUCAAAUUUUUCUUGUAGAUUCUAUGUCUUUACAAUUGUCCCUUUUUGUGUGCGCCCUGGUAAUGAUCAAAACGUGAUCUACAGUCCUUUCUCAUCUUGAUUCUCAUCUUCACCCACUAGCUACCCAAAAGUCAAUAAAGAAUUUAAGACUGUUGUGUGCA
Nycticebus coucang (slow loris) is the source of this 2484-nucleotide messenger RNA. RefSeq names its product cytochrome P450 2G1-like. The coding region runs from base 568 to 2076 and encodes 502 amino acids. Gene Ontology annotation, biological process: xenobiotic metabolic process. The record is from RefSeq and is a predicted model, not a curated record. The transcript is spliced from 11 exons. Gene Ontology annotation, molecular function: heme binding; oxidoreductase activity, acting on paired donors, with incorporation or reduction of molecular oxygen, reduced flavin or flavoprotein as one donor, and incorporation of one atom of oxygen; iron ion binding. NCBI's taxonomy places the organism in Eukaryota, Metazoa, Chordata, Mammalia, Primates, Lorisidae. Gene Ontology annotation, cellular component: intracellular membrane-bounded organelle; cytoplasm.